Molecule: messenger RNA, 1300 nt
Organism: Beta vulgaris subsp. vulgaris (sugar beet)
Lineage: Eukaryota; Viridiplantae; Streptophyta; Magnoliopsida; Caryophyllales; Amaranthaceae
Product: S-adenosylmethionine carrier 1, chloroplastic/mitochondrial
Exons: 12
Coding region: 175-1110 (311 amino acids)
Biological process (GO): transmembrane transport
Cellular component (GO): mitochondrial inner membrane
Molecular function (GO): S-adenosyl-L-methionine transmembrane transporter activity
Source: RefSeq, a predicted model, not a curated record
UUGGGGGUAAUAGAGGCUAGAGAGCCAUUCUUCCAUUUCUCCCAAUGAUAUGUCCUCCGAUACACACCCUUUUCAAGUGUGUUUCAUAGAGAUAUACAGUUACUCGAGAGUCAAGACACACCCCACACAAACAAUAGCCUCGUUUCCGCCGGAGUUCUAAGUUCUAACCCACAAAUGAAGACAGAACCAUCUGCAAAUGUACCUUCAAGUGCCUUGAAGUAUCAGUUGUGCUCUUCCCAAGGGCAACCAAAGAUUUCUGGAUGUGGCACUGUUAUGAAAGAAAAUCCAUUUGAUCUCUUACAAUCUCUAUAUGAUGGUGCGAUAGCUGGAGCUGUUGCUGGUGGUGUUGUAGAAACAGUUUUAUAUCCAAUAGAUACAAUUAAAACACGGCUGCAGGCAGCCCACGGGGGCGGGAAAAUAAUUUUUAAAGGCCUCUACUCUGGAUUGUCUGGAAAUUUGCUUGGUGUUUUACCGGCGUCUGCGAUAUUUGUGGGUGUGUACGAGCCAAUAAAGCAGAAGUUGUUAAAGAUCUUCCCUGAGAACUUCAGUGCUCUGGCUCAUUUUUCUGCAGGUGCCAUUGCAGGAGCUGCCUCUUCUAUUGUCAGAGUCCCAACAGAGGUUGUGAAACAAAGGAUGCAGACUGGUCAGUUUGCUACAGCUCCUAAUGCAGUGCGUAUGAUUGUUUCUAGAGAAGGAUUUAGAGGCCUUUAUGCGGGAUAUGGAUCCUUUCUACUGCGUGAUCUGCCUUUCGAUGCGAUGCAAUUUUGUAUCUAUGAGCAAAUAAGGCUUGGUUAUAGGCUCGCAGCAAGGAGGGAACUGAAUGACUCUGAAAAUGCUCUAAUUGGUGCUUUUGCAGGCAUUGUAACAGGAGCUAUUACGACACCUCUUGAUGUGAUCAAGACGCGACUCAUGAUUCAGGGCUCGACGAAGCAGUACACGGGCAUAUAUGACUGUGUCAGAACAAUAAUGAGAGAAGAAGGAAGCCAUGUCUUUAUGAAGGGUAUAGGACCAAGAGUUUUAUGGAUUGGCAUUGGGGGCUCUAUCUUUUUUGGUGUUCUGGAGAAGACGAAACAAGUGCUUUCUUCGCGCAAAUUGCUGAACAGUGAAUGAGCAUCUCAAAAAAAAAAAAAAAAAAAAAAAAUGAUGUGGAAGUUGUUUGGACAAAUAUUGUCAAGGACUCAACUCGUCGAUAGAGAUUGUGGGUUCAACAAUUACAUGAAAAAAGGAUAAAUAGAUUUGUCAAUAUGAAAAUAAAUGACUAGAUAGAAUUAAUAAUAAAGUUUGAUUCUGUUUAACUUUA